Messenger RNA from Pediculus humanus corporis (human body louse), 663 nucleotides. RefSeq lists its product as uncharacterized. The transcript has 2 exons. The record is from RefSeq and is a predicted model, not a curated record. Lineage: Eukaryota; Metazoa; Arthropoda; Insecta; Psocodea; Pediculidae. Bases 1 to 663 code for a protein of 220 amino acids.
AUGGAGAACGAAGUCAUGGAAAAAUCGAGCGCAUCAACCGGAUCGACGAUUUGCAGCGUUCCAAGUCCGUAUUUUUUAGAUUCCGCUCUAGCAUCCGACAGCGACAUAAAUAACGAUCAUCACAGCUCGGAAGAAGAGCUCGAAGUUAUAAAUAGGAGUCCGAAAGGUCCGGUCCGAAGCAGGAACGCGAGCCGAUGCGGCGGAAACGUGUCGGUCAACCUUCGGAGUGCGAGUGUGAAUGCUUUGCCGGAAAAGAGAAAGUGGUCGGAAAUAAACUUGACGGGUCUUGGAAGUGUCGGAAAACUCAAUAGGUUGUGUCUGACUCCGGGUAACAGAGUGGAACAAAGCUCCGGAUCUUCGGACGAUGAAGUACAAGGUUUUUUAGCCGCCACAAUGGGAACCCCCGUUAAAUUCCGUACUUCACCUCCGUCGGACGUUGUCAAACCCGGGAAAUCCCAAUCGCCGCCCCCCAAAUUAUUCCACUACGAAGUUUCGUCCAGGAAAAAGCACAGGCACAUGCAUAGUAAACCGCAUCAUUUGCAAAGACCCUGUUUAGAUUUUGAAAAAAUGCAACAGGGCAACAAGACGACGAUUGAAAUAAAUCCGGUUAUCGGCAGCCAUUUUUUUAUCCGUUGCGUCAUAGAAUCGAUAAAACGUUUGUGA